Macroventuria anomochaeta is the source of this 1887-nucleotide messenger RNA. RefSeq lists its product as uncharacterized. The transcript has 4 exons. Lineage: Eukaryota; Fungi; Ascomycota; Dothideomycetes; Pleosporales; Didymellaceae. The record is from RefSeq and is a predicted model, not a curated record. The coding region runs from base 111 to 1517 and encodes 468 amino acids.
AGAACUACCAUGGAUUGAGGAGGGGUGACAUGCUGGAGGUUUGCUGUACUGUUUCUUCCUAAUCGUUAUAAUACGUGGAGUGCGAUCACUUAGUUCGAAUCCCAACCGCAAUGCUCGACAACGCUUCGCCCGCUGGCAUCCGGGUGAACACGACCGUUCUUGCGUUCACACUCGUUGCUGGAACCGUUGUCUUUCUGCGAUUGUUCACCAGGUUGAUAUUGACGAAGGGAGCUGGCUUUGAGGAUGUCUGCAUUGCUAUUGCUAUGGCGUUAUCAAUUGCCCUUGCUGUAGUGACUUCGGAGGAGGUCAUGCACGGUCUUGGGAAACAUGCAUAUGACCUCUCUGCUGACGAUGUCACCAUUACGUUGAAGAUGUUAUGGGCCAGCUUCUGGAUUUACAAUCUCGCACUCACUACGACCAAAGUAUCCAUCGUCGUUCAGUACAUUCGAAUCUUCCCUCCACGCCACUUUCGUUGCGCAUGCUAUGCUAUGCUGUGCAUUGUCACUGCAUGUGGCGCCUGGGGCAUAUUUGGUAAUGUCUUUCUAUGCUACCCUAUCAACUUCUUCUGGGACAAGUCUGUGAAAGAUGGACGCUGUAUGAACGAUUACAUUAUCUUGUUCACUACAGCGGGCUUGAACAUCGGGCAAGAUGCCAUUGUUCUGUUACUUCCCAUCCGAGUCAUUCGGAGUCUUCAAAUCAGCAGGAGCCAGAAGAAGGGGCUGAUCACCAUGUUCGCUCUUGGCGCCAGUGUCAUGGUAGUCUCAACAGUUCGAUUAUACUCUCUGGACAACCUAGCAAACUCCAACGACCAGAUCUUCGACAACUCCGACCAAGCCACCCUCUCCGCCGUCGAAGUCAACGUCGGCAUAAUCUGCGCCUGCCUCCCAGCAAUGCGCCCGCUCUUUGCCGUAAUGAUGCCUAAAUACUUUUCCUCCGCACCCGCAUACACCACAGUCCUCGAGCACGACAUCGAGCGCCCCAAGGACAUCCGCGCCCUCUCCGUCAGCACGCGAGUCGACACGCCAACCCAGUCCAUCCGACCAGUCCACUCUCGUGCCGGCAGUCAGCUACCCAUUGAUACGCGCCCACGCACCUCCGGCCAGGCUAGCCAACGCACACAGUCGAGAAGUGGGAGUGUGGCGCACUCCCGCAGCAGGAACAACCUCUCUGUCACCAUCCCCGAGCGCUCCACCACAACCACUGGUCCGUUUCAAGGCAAGGCACUGAAUCCGCUGCGCAUGUCCCCUGUGACGCCGUUUGCACCGCCAAUCUCCCUGCAUCUUAGUCGUCUUUCGGAAGACGAUACGAGUACCCUCCCGCCUGGUGCUUACAGUCGGCGACCGAGCGAAGCGAGUAUCAACCUCACGAAACUGCCGACGAGUAGAAGGCCGUCUAGGACGCCGGUUAGUACGAAGCCGUUGCCGUUGACGCCGUUUCCGGUGGGCAGUGGGGAUUGGACAAAGUCGUUUACUGCAAUUCCAAGGCCGGCGGAGGCGCAGAAGGCGGAUGAGGCGUGACUAUUGAGUAUGUACGAGAAGUACGGGUAUGUUCGGUCGAACAAGUCUGCGAAAUCUGCGAGGUCCUCGCGCUGAGCUGCUAUGCAUCGCAGCAGACGAGCGCAAGCCGACACCUCGUGUACAGUCACAGGGUAGCUGUGAGGUGUACUAUCAGUACCCUUCGCCGUCACGACACAUGUCAACGGCACCUGAAGGGCAAAUCAAGCGGCACACAUACGAAGCAUUGCGGUAAACCACGCCCGGAACAGUUAUCGACCACCAACCGGUAACACGAGUAAAACUCUCAAAAGUACUGUGUCGAUGCAACCUGGCUUUCACCAGCGACGCCUCACGUCGAACAACACCUCGCCUCUUAAAUCCCAUCUCUACC